AUGUUCAUAAGGAGGACAGGUUUUUUUUGUAUUGGGAGGUUUUGGGACGUUAGUUUCAAUAUGUUAGUGGGGUUAAUUGUUUAUCUCCCUUUAGCUUCCCUCCUCCUCCUCUCUCAUCUAUUUUUUGCAAAUUUUACCCUCUUCUCUUCAUCCAAAUAUUGUUUUCUUCAAUUUCAUUUCCCUUCCAUUUUUGUUAACUAUUUUGAAAUAUAGGACAAAGAUAAAUGAAAGGAAAAGCUAAAAGGGAAUUGGCACAGAAUCAUAAGAUUGAUUGUUAUAAAUGAGUUUUUUCCCUUCCAGAGUGUUUGUGCUGUUAGUUGACUGAUUGGGCGUUUAGGAUGAAAAAAUUUUUCUUUGUCCAAAAGGUCGAAAUUUCAAAACAAUUUUGUCAACCUAACCAGGCCCUUUUUUUAGCUUUCCCCUUCUAGCUUUUCUUUUUUCUUUACCAUUGUCGCUGACCUUUUUCCUUUCAAUUUUUGUUUUUAUUUUGUCGAUCUUUUGCACUUUGCUUUAAAUUGCCCACGGCCAUAGGCUAUGUUUAUGACACAUCGAAGGGGGGAUAUAAGGCCAAUGACUAGCACAUAUAAAUAAACAAGUAGAAAAAAGGAUUUGUGUCACCCAUAAAACGCCUUCUGUUCAUUGGCAAUCGCCAGUCUUUUCUAGUUUGGUCAAUUUUUUCUUUUAUUUUUAAGCCAGGUUCCAAAACUAUAUUCUUCUCAAAUAAACAAAAAAUACUUUUUCUUUGUUCCUGUUCUCUUUCCAAAAAUCCUUUAAAAAGUCUUGCAAGUUCUUUUUUUAUAUUCAGUUGGGAUCUAGUUGCAAUUCUCAAAAAAUCUUUUUUAGUUUAUUUGAAAGGCCUAGUUUAGAAUUUUCUCUGUUAAUUUUUCUGUUAAUAUUUGAUUCAGUAUUUACUCAUAAAAAUCUUUCAUUUCGUCUUCUUUUUUCUCUCAUAUCGGUGCCAUUUCCCAAUUUAAUUUUUCCUUCUGGGUUUUUAACGACUUUGACGCCCAUUCUUUAAGUCUUCAAAAAUGUUUUUAAUUUUCUUUAACCCCUAAUGUUGCAACUAAAAAUAUUUUUCUGAUUUCUCAACUUUUUUCUUCCUUUUCCCAUCUUUGGUCUUUUGGGUUGACUUUUUGUACACACCACAAACUUAUUUUUGUCUCCCGUGCCCUGGGCAACUUAUAGGUCCAUUUCUGCCAUUUUUACCAGUCGUUGUGGAUGUGGAGGACGUCCGUCAAUCAUCAUUCAUCCAUCUACUUUUUACCCCCUCAAUUCUUUCUUCCCUCAAUUUUUCAAAUCCAUCAACUAUUCUCUCCUUCCAUUUUUUCCCUUUUCACCAAGUAGUAAA
This is a messenger RNA of Meloidogyne enterolobii, 1348 nucleotides long. Lineage: Eukaryota; Metazoa; Nematoda; Chromadorea; Rhabditida; Meloidogynidae. The record is from the annotation of a GenBank genome assembly.